UUCCGGUGCACUCCGAUGUAAUCUGGAGGGCUCACAGAAAACAUUGCAUCAAGUAGAGCUGAAGACAGCCAGUGGUGGUGGAAUAGGUUCUUCGGGAUCCCAACAUUGCCCCAUGAUGUCUACCUUCUCCAUCUUCUUGCUUUGGCUUGUUGGUAGCUCAGAAGAAAGAAAAUGGGAAAGUGAGAGAUUUCUCAAUGUCUUCAUCUUUGUGAGACCUCUUAGCUGGGGACUAUCAGUGGGACAAGAGGCCUCUAUCAGCUGCAGGAGUAAUUAUCCUGGGUUUUUCUAUGUGACAAAAGAUGGAUGGACUUGGAAGCAUCGUGGAAUACUCAGUGCAAGAUAUGCUGAGUUUCUCAUCUCGUAUAUGAACAGAGAGGACACAGGGGUAUACACCUGUUGUUGCCGCUUCUAUAACAAUUACCAAGAUGAGACCAGAUGCAGUGAAUCUGUGGAGCUUCUGAUAACAGAUCCUGAUCUGCCCAGACCCAGAAUCUCCCUGAUCCCUAGCAGAAUGGCAGUUAUAGGAAGCAACAUCACCUUUCAGUGCUUGCUCCAAGAUCGACAUGAGAACGUUUAUCUUCACAAGACUGGAGCUUGGCAGAAACCACAAGAGAUGGAGUCACAUGGGAGCACAGCCGUGUUUCACAUCAGGAAUGUGAGCCCAGGAGAUGGAGGGACUUUCAGCUGCAGCUACAGACUGUCAUCGGAGUUUUUAGUCUCCAAUCCCAGUGUCCCCGAGAAGCUGUGGGUAUUAGAUCCCACGCUUCCAAAGCCCAGCAUCACUUUGACUCCUGAAAAAGGUUCCCUUGGGGGAAAAGUCAGUAUUGAUUGCAAAAGCUCACGCAAAGUUGAGCAUUUUUAUCUCCAAAGGCCUGGACACCAGAGUCUUCUUCAGGGCCCAGUUGCAGAGGGGAUCUGGGCCAGGUUCACAAUCCAGAACGUAAGCAAAAAGCACACUGGGAAUUACAGCUGCAUGUACAAACCGUUGUUUUCAAAACAUCCUGUCUUCUCCCUGCCCAGUGAUCCUGUGACUUUGCUACUACCAGGAUCCCAGUUGAAAACUUUGGCUUUCACAGAGCCUGAUGCAGAUUUUUCCUCCUGCUUCUCUCCUUGA
Eublepharis macularius is the source of this 1114-nucleotide messenger RNA. RefSeq names its product immunoglobulin superfamily member 1-like. The record is from RefSeq and is a predicted model, not a curated record. The transcript is spliced from 6 exons. The coding region runs from base 113 to 1114 and encodes 333 amino acids. NCBI's taxonomy places the organism in Eukaryota, Metazoa, Chordata, Lepidosauria, Squamata, Eublepharidae.